AUGUGGAAAGAACAAUGGAUUACAUUUUUAAAGAAAAGAAAAAUUGAUAUUAUUAUUACCUUUAUUGUUUUUGUACUUUCUAAAUUAUUUAGUCUUUUACCUCCCUUUAAAAUGGAAGCACCAAAUAAUCAUCCUUCUUAUCAUUAUUCAAAACAAGAAAACACUUUCACUAGAAAUAUUACAAUUACAAUAGAUUUCUUUAUUCCUUUAAUUUGUAUUAUUCUUUUAUGUUUAAAGAACCACUACAUAUCCGGUUUAUUUAAUUCAAUACUAUCUUUCAUUUUCAAUGACUCAUUAAAUGGAACAAUCACUCAAUUAUAUAAAAUAUUUGCUGGAAGACCUCGCCCUUUUUAUUUUAAUGGUUGUAACCCUUCAUUAUAUACUUGUACUAAAUCAUUUCCUUCUGGUCAUUCUUCAUUUUCUAUGGCUGGAUUAUUAUUUUUAUCUUUAUUCAUUUAUUUUUAUUUCAAAAAAUCAAAUAUUCAUUUAAAAUCAUUACCUUCUGUGUUCUUGUGUGGAAUUCCAUCACUUCUUGCUAUUAUUAUUGCAGUCACAAGAACAAGAGAUCAUUAUCAUCAUUUCUCUGAUAUUCUUGGUGGAUUAAUUCUUGGUAGUUUUGUUGCAAUUAUCUCUUUCUUUUCUACAUAUCAACGUUUCUACACAGAAGAAGAAGAUGAAACUAUUGAUUAUGAAAUAGUAAAUAAUAAAACAGUUCUUUUAGAAGAAGAAUAA
Entamoeba dispar SAW760 is the source of this 732-nucleotide messenger RNA. Its product is annotated as phosphatidic acid phosphatase type 2 domain-containing protein 1B, putative. NCBI's taxonomy places the organism in Eukaryota, Evosea, Mastigamoebida, Endamoebidae. Gene Ontology annotation, molecular function: phosphatidate phosphatase activity. Bases 1 to 732 code for a protein of 243 amino acids. Gene Ontology annotation, biological process: phospholipid metabolic process. The record is from RefSeq and is a predicted model, not a curated record. The transcript has a single exon.